Messenger RNA from Peromyscus californicus insignis, 24597 nucleotides. Its product is annotated as vomeronasal type-1 receptor 4-like. Lineage: Eukaryota; Metazoa; Chordata; Mammalia; Rodentia; Cricetidae. Gene Ontology annotation, biological process: G protein-coupled receptor signaling pathway. The transcript has 6 exons. The record is from RefSeq and is a predicted model, not a curated record. The coding region runs from base 21629 to 22639 and encodes 336 amino acids. Gene Ontology annotation, cellular component: membrane. Gene Ontology annotation, molecular function: pheromone receptor activity.
GUGUAAGCUAACCCCAGUUAAAAUUUUUCUUUUCUAAGUGUUGCCAUCAUCCUAGUGUCUCUUCUUAGCAAUUGAACACUAAGAUAAAAAUGAUAUAUAUUAAAAGAGAGGGAAGUGGAACAAUUUUACAUUUUCCAAGCUAAACCUAUUAGCAGGAAAAAAUAAUUUGUUACGUUUCCAGUCCAAGAAGGCUACUGGUUUUGGGGUAUUGGGUGGUCAAAUAAGUGGUAGACCCUUGUUACAACGUUUUCAUAUGUAUAUAUCAUUUUACUUUGUUAUAUUGUUACCUCUUCACUUUUCUUUACCCCUACUGACCCUCCAUUAGUUCUCUGCCUCCUUAAAUAUUCUCCCUUUUUCGGACAUCUUGACUCUUUAGUCUAUAGUAUUUGAGCAUUUAUUUACUUCUCAAUGUUGGGGUCAGGUCUCCAUUAAUGUUCAAGCAUGAACACUCAGGAUGGUCUCAGAUGAUAUACUAAGUUUUGUGCUUUGCUGAAAGACAACUCUUGGUCAUAUCUCUAGGUGAACAGAUAUGUCCAUCCCAUGUAAAGUCAGUGACUGUAACUGAGAACUGUCAAUUCUGAUAUGGUUGCCAACUCCCAACCCACCAACACCAAAUAUACCAACACAUGCAAGCUCCUCCAGGGCUCAGAAGUUAUACCACUGAGCCUGUUCCUCUUUUUCCUGUCCCUCUUUAACCAUCCCUGGACUACAUCCAGUACAUUACUUCCAACCAAGCACCUGAUAUCUAAUUCAGAAUCCAGACACAUUUAGACCUGGAAUCUGCCACAGAAAUUAUCUCCUAUUCCAGUUCUGCAUGCUGGAUGAGAUCUUGAUCAGCUCGAUUCCACACAUCUCAUUUUUUCUAUUCUCUACUCAUAUAUAAUGUAUAACAGUUUACUUCAUGCAAGAAUUGUUACUACAUUAAUGUGUGAUCUAAAAUUAACAAUAUUAAAUGUAAAAUUUUGUUUUCUUGAGACAGGGUCUCAUGUAGCGCCAUCUGGCUUUGAACUUUUGUGAACUUCCUGCCUCUACUUCCCAAGUGUGCUGAGAUUACAGUUGUUGUAGGAGACAACACUGUUUGGGUGCACGUGGCUCAUCACCCAGCAGGCUCCUGAAGCAGUAUGUCCCUGUCUGCCAACUUCUCUUAGGGUAUGUAAACAUUCAUGCCUCAUUGGUAUUGACCUGAAAAAUCCUUAAAUCAUACUAAAUGGACAUUUUUGAGUAAAUUUUAAAAGCCACAAGUGAGAAAGAUAUUAGGGACUUAUAAUACAUUGCAGAUAUAUAACCAGAUGUUAGAAUUACUUAGCAGUUAAAGCAGCAUGAUGGAUCCUGACAUCUCUGUUACCCUACUGCUCCUUUAUUCAGAGCAUGGAUUUACAUUCACUUUAUCCUUUGUGCUGAACUCAAGUCUCUUCAUCUUUAUAAUCAAAGUAAGCAUAUUGUCUGCCUAGGGUACUGCGGAAUAAAAUUUACCAUAUGGUCUGCAUCCACGGAAGGGCUUUCUACAAGUUGGGUACUUUUAGAAAUAUUGGAACAUCUUAGAGACUUUAAAAGAAAGAUCAGUCAACCAAGUCUUCCUUGAGAAGAAUGACAGGAGAACGCAUGCUGUUUUGUUGACUUGGGUCAUGAAUUGCAGCUCUAACCUUCCCAAGAAGGAUCAGAUAGCAGGACCCAACACAUGGUAUCCAGUGAGGUGGCUAAAGGAAUGAUCACGUUGUCACAGACUGUUUUUGGAGUUACAGAAAAUCAGUCUCCCCUUGCCAUUAUUGAUUCUUCCCUUCAUGGGGUUCAGAUUAAAGCCCACAGAUGUGAUUCUUCAACACUUGAUUGUGUUGAGCUUCUUUACUAUGUUGUGUGGAGGAGUGCCCCACACAAUGGCAGCUUUCGCGUUGAAAGACUUCUUAGGAGAUUUUGAAGGUCAAUUCCUCUUAUCUCCAGAGUAGGCAGGGGUGUGUCUGUUGGCAGUAUCAGCUUCCUGAGUGCCUUCCAGGCCAACGCUAUCAACCAUAGUGACUCCAUGUGGGCAGAUUUUUAAAGGCAAAAUUCCCAGGUACAGUGGUGCCUUAUGCACUUGGGCUGAAUCCUUCAUCUCCCUUUGAGUAUGGCUUUUCCUGAGUAAAUAACUGGAAGACACAACACUAACAUCAUGUACUUAAGAGAUUAUGGCCGGGCAGUGGUGGCACAUGCCUUUAAUCCCAGCACUUGGGAGGCAGAGUCAGCUGGAUCUCUGUGAGUUCGAGGCCAGCCUGGACUACCAAGUGAGUUCCAGGAAAGGCGCAAAGCUACACAGAGAAACCCUGUCUCAAAAAACCAAAAAAAAAAAAAGAGAUUAUGAUUACUGUGGGCCUGUUCUCCAAGGAAAGAAAGUGGAAAUCUGCAUUUGCUAGUUUAUAGUUUCUAGACAUUCUGUGUGUCAGGCUUAUGCUCUGGGCCAAUAGCUGUGGGCUCAUACUCCAAAGCAUAAGCAGAAAAUGCAACUCAUUUUCCCAGGACCAAGGUCUCCUACACAUCCACCCCUGAGUCCAAAGCCACAAAAAAACUGUCCUUUUCCUGGCCAGUACAUUUGUUUGCCGUUAUCCAUUUUCUUGCAUCUUGAUCAACUGUUUAAGUCUUUUCAUUAAUCUCACUUGGUUGCUGCUGAGUGUGUCUGUUACUCACUGGAAGUUUCUCCACAGUCAGCUUCUUCUUGCUUAUGAGCUGUGACCCCAGUGCAUCCAGCUUCUGCCAUCUCUGCAUGAACAACAGAAAAGUUCCUAACAUCAUCACCAACCUGUAAUUUAAAAGCAUCUGUACAGUUGUACAGUGUUCAGUUCAGAAACUUGCAUAUUUUAUAAAAAAAAAAAAAGUCAUAUCACAUGGAACCUUGUUAACACAGUACUCCUUUGUAUAAUGAAUGUGGACAUGUUUCUGUGUUCAUAAACAUGACACCAUGUCUUCCUUAUUCAUCCCCUUCAGACUGUGAAUAGUGUGCUCAUUAUGAAUAUUCCAGUCAACAGUGAAAACCUAUUACAGUGCUAAUUUCUAAUUUUAAACUGUUAUUUGAAAACAAUAGAAAAUGCUUUAGCGAAGUUGCUUCUACUUUAUUAGUUUUAGUAUUUUAGGUGACUAACUUUUUAUUUUAAGAAAUUAUUGAUAUUUAUAUCAAUUUACUUUCAAUUAUUUUUUCUGACUUAUCUGUGGCUUUUGAUAUAUCAGUGAAUGAAAUAAAAAUAAUUUUCUUUUACAACUGCUCUGUUUUAUUUAUUGAUAAAAAAUCAUAUAUUUUGAUUGUUUUCUCUCCCCUUAAUUUCUCCUAUAUCCUCUCAACUUUGAUACUCACCCAACUUUAUGUUCGUUUUCUCUCUCUUCCAAAAAGAAACAAAUAAAAAUCACACUAAAAAUCUACAUGAAAGCACUGAAGUAGAAAUCAAAACAAGCAAGGCAAAAGACUAAUAGAACAACAAAAUAACAGAACAACAACAAAAAAAAAUGACAUAAAAAUCUACAAAAAUUCUGUUAAGUUUAUUUCAUUUUGAUCAGCUAGUCUGGGAAUGGAACAUACCCCGAAGUGAGACUCCAUCGUCCACUCUCCCUCUCAGUGUUGGAACAUUUGGCUUGAACUUGUACAGAUCCCUGACCCAUGAAGGGAGGACUAUGAUGAAGACAUCCUAUUUAGGAUUGAGUAUUCCAGAGUCUGGAUUGAGUGUUCCAGAGUCUCUCCUAUACUUAUUGUAUAAUUGUGGUUAUAUGUGGUAGUUCUCAUCUAUUGCAAGACAAAGCCACUUUUUGGUGGUCUGAGUGAGGCACUGAUUUAUGGGUAUAAGAAUGUACCACUAGGAAUAAAUUUAUUGCUAUGAUUCUUUAUUUGACCAGUAACAUGUUUUUCCCAUAGGCUUAUAAGUUAUUUCACGUUCUUGGCCACUUUAAGCAGAAUCAGGUAUUGGUUCCACUUCAUACAGUAGGCCCUAAAUCCAAGCAAAAUUAGUUAAUUCCAUAAUAUUUAUGCCACUAUUGUACUAGUAUACUCUUACAGGUAGCUCAUGUUUGUGUAGUCUUGUGGUUUGUAGCUGGUAGAUAUUGAUGGUUACAUUUAUCCUACAGGACAAAGCAAAGUCUUAAUUGUAAGGAAAAGGAGUUAAAUGCAUCUAGGAAACAAGGGUUAUUAUGUUUGAUACUAUAUUAAAUUAUAAACAAUUUAUGAAAGUGUCUAUUUGAAAGUCAUUCCUACGCAUGUGCACAGUGGUUACUGAUACUCGAUAUUGUAUAAAAGUAAUUGUUUUCACCUCUGGCUCUAGCAAGGGAUUAGGUUAAAGUCUCUCCUCACAUACUCAGGCUUAAGUGUUCUAUAAUAUUUUAAGAAUCAUAUUUGAUGUAUAUUCUCUUUUAAAACUUUUAAAUUCAUUGGGGUCUGAAUGUUUUGCCUGGGGUUAUUUAUGUGCAGUGCCUGCAUGCAGUGCUCAGAAAUGCUAGAAAACAAAUUGAGAUUGUCUGGAACUGGUGUUGCUAGGAGUUCAACUAGGGUCCUUUGGAAGAUUAGCCAACAGUCUUAACCAUUGAGCCACCUAUUCAUCCCUUCCAUUUCUUUUUUAACCUAAUUUCCUCUGUUUUCUCCAACCUCAACCAUUACUGCUCUUGCCCUAAAAUUCUCUUCGCUCUGCUUUUCUGAGGGGAGAUAGCUGCCUCUAACCACUAUGUUGGUUUGAAACAAAAUAACCCCCAAAUAGAGUGGCACUAUUAGGAAGUAUGACUUUGUUGAAGUAGGUGUGGCCUUGUUGGAGUAAGUGUGUCACUCUUGUGGUAGACUUUGAGGUCUUUCUGCAAGCUUCCCUCAGAGUGACACUCAGACCACUUCCUCUUGCCUAGAAGAUAUAGUACUCCCAGCACCACGUCUACCUGCACUCUGCCAUGUCCCACCAUGAUGAUAAUGGACUGAACAUCUGAACUGUAAGCGAGCCACCCAAACUAAAUGUUUUCCUUUAUGAGAGUUGUGAUCACGGUGUCUCCUCAUAGCAAUAGAAACCCUAACUAAGAUACUCAACUUCUGAAUGUUUCAAUCCAUAAAUUUGGGUAGGAGAAGUGAAUCAGGAAUCAAAGAAUAGUUUUAAGUAGGAAAUUUAUAUAGAUGGUGUCAGGUGACCAUGGACCUCCAAAACUAAAAGUACAUAGCAGGCACCCUCAUCAGAACAGGUCUGGGGAAAUGAGCCCAGGCCUCAGAAUUCCUCAUCCUUAGCAAUGAUGAAUUCACAGCAAGAGAAAAAAAAAAAAGGAAAGAAAGAAAGAAAAAACAACUUGCAUCUACUGAAAUUUAUCAAUUUGGGAAGUUGGCUACAUCUUGCAGGCAAUAGGAGGUAAACUGUGACACUGGGCAUGACUUGAGCAUAUAUGUGACCUAAGAGCCCACCUCCACAGUGACACAGUUCCUCCAACAAGGCUAUACCUACUCCAAAAAGCCACACCUCCUAAUAGUGCCACUUCCUAUGAGCUUAUGUGGGCCAGUUACAUUCAAACGACCACAUUCUACUCCCUGGCCCCUGUAAGUUUGUAGCAAUAUCAUAGUGCAAAAAUGCAUUUAGUCCAACUUCAAAAGUCCUAUAAUCUAUCACAGUCUCAAUCAUGUUUAAAGGUCCAAAGUUCAAAAUCUCUUAAAUUUUAUGCAAUCUUUUAACUAUAAUCCCCUAUAAAAUCAAAACCAAAAAUCAAAAAAAAAAAAAAAAAAACAGAUCACAUACUUCCAACAUAUAAUGGAACAGGAUAUACAUUACCCUUUCAAAACAUAGGGAAAGAAUCAUAGUGAGGAAAUUCAUGACCAAAGCAAGACCCAAAACAAACUGGGCAAACUCCAUACUCUAUCUUCAUAUCCGAUGUCAAAGUGCUCUUUAGAUCUCCAACUCCUGCUGUGGAUAUUGCUCUGUAUAAAUAAAAUGCUGAUUGGCUAGUAGCCAAGCAGGAAGUAUAGGCAGGACAAGCAGAGAAGAGAAUUCUGGGAACAGGAAGGCUGAGUCAGGAGACGCUAUCAGCCACCGCCAUGAGUACCAACAUGUAAGAUACUGGUAAGCCAUGAUUCAUGUGACAACGUAUAGAUUUAUAGAAAUGGGUUAAUUUAAGAUUUAAGAACUAGAUAGCUAGAAGCCUGAACCAUUAGGCCAAACAGUUUAAAUAAUAUAAGAGUCUGUGUGUUUAUUUUAUAAGUGGGCUGGGAGACUGCUGGAGCUUGGCGGGAGCUGGAGAGAAACUCUCCAGCUACAAACUCCUUUUAGCUUUUUGACUGAGACACACUUCUUUCUCUUGGGCUGGUUCCAUUCCCUAUUAACAGCUUUCUUUGACUCAUGCUCCACAGCAGUGGCAUCCCCAACAUUUUGCAGUCUCCAAUGCAAAUCCAUUUCACUUCCUGGUGCCCAUUUUAUCCUCAAUCUGUACAUUUUGUAUUUUUCCUUGCUCAGGUUGCUUCUUUUCAUUACAGAUCUAAUUAAUACAAAUCUAAUUAGUUAAUACUGAUAACCAUGGGACAGAAUCUAUGCUAGGCUGUUUUGAAAUUUCCUCUGCCAAUGCAAUUAAUCCAAAAUUCUUCUUUAUCCUCAAGCCAACUUUUUAAACAAGAGUAAGAGGUAGCCACAUUCUUCACCAAAAUGUCACAAGACCAGUCUCUAAGCCACAGACUAGCAUUCUUCUCCCCUGAAAUCUCUGAGCCAGGCCCCCACAAUUCAGGUCACCCUCAGCAUCGUUCUAUUCCAUGUUCCUAAUAGGAUGGCCCAUUAAGCCCAACUUAAAACAUUCAACUCCUUUUCUAAACCACAACCCCAAAAUCCAUAUUGCUGCAACAACAACAACAAAACAUGGUCAAUAAUAUAAGGCCAAUACCCCAGUCCCUGGUACCAACUUCUGUCUCAGUUAGGGUUUCUAUUGCUUUGAAAAGUCACCAUGACCAUGGAAACUUUUAUAAAGGAAAACUUUUAAUUGGACCUGGCCUACAGUUUGAGAGGUGUAGUCCAUUAUUGUUUUGGCAAGAAACAUGGCAGCAUGCAAGCAGACAUGAUGCUGGAGAAACUGAGAGUUCUGCAUCUUGAUCUGCAGAAAACAGGAUGUUAACCAUCACACUGGGCAUGGCUUGAUCAUAUUUGAAACCUGAAAGCCUGCCGCCAAAGUUAUACACUUCCAAAAAGCCUACUUCAAGGCUAUAACUACUGCAGCCAGGUUAUACCUACUACUAGUGCCACUCCCCAUGGGCCAAGCAUUAAAAUACUUGAGUCUAUGGGGCCAUACCUAUGCAAACUUCCAUAGGCCUCUUUGAUGAUAUGGUUCUUGUCUCAUGCCUAUGAAUGGUAUUUGGUAGUUGUUCUUUCCCAUUCCUCCUCUCUGCUUAUUCUCUGCCAAGAGAUAUGAGGCUUCUGCAAUGCUCUUAUACUGUACUAAGGUUGUUUUAUUGAUAAACAUUUAAAAGCAUAGGAUCUAGGUGACCAUUGACAGAAAUCUCAAAAAUUAUGUGUUAAAACAGAUCUUUCCUCCUUUAAGUUGUCCCUAUCAGGUGUUUGUCAUAGUAGCAGAAGUUCUGCCACAAGGAUUGGGGUGAGCAUUGCCAUAUAUGGAGUCAUUCUGGGAAUCUGUAACAGUACCUGCUUGACUCUAUACCAAGAUCUUAGACCCUUGAAGGUACCCAGACCAUAGUAACACUUGCCAAAACCAAAACAAACAACAAAUCUAUAAAAACAUGCAGAUUCAGUUCUCAGUAUAUACCUGGUAUUUAACAAGUCUGUUAAUGCAGUUGCACAGCAUUGGCACCCUAUUCAGGACUCUGUGAGCACUGCAUAUAUGCUGGUAAAUACAGGUAAACUCAUGAAUUCCAGUUAAUGUUUCGGAUUAUCUAAGAAUGAUGUGGUUUACUCAUAGAAAACUGUUGGAAGCCGGGCGGUGGUGGCGCACGCCUUUAAUCCCAGCACUCGGGAGGCAGAGCCAGGCGGAUCUCUGUGAGUUCGAGGCCAGCCUGGGCUACCAAGGUGAAGACCAUGAAGGUGCUGGCACAGAACAUGAGCCCUCCACACAGAAGAUCUCAGACUGCUACCAGUGCCAGAACCUGGAAACAACAUAGAUGCUGCUCAACUGCAGAAUGGAUGAAGGACAUGUUGUACAUAUACACAAUGGAGUACUACUCAGCAGCAGAAGAAAAAUGAUGUCAUGAAGUUUGCAGGCAAAUGGAUGGAACUAGAAAAUGUCCUGAGUGGGUUAACCCAGACACAGAAAGACAUACAUGGUAUGUACUCACUCACGUGGAUAGUAGAUUUAAAGCAAAGGAUACCGGGACUGCAAGCUACAGGUCCAGAGAAGCUAGUUAAUAAGGAGGACUCUAAGAUGGAUGCAUGGAUCACCCUGGGAAGGGGAAAUAGAUGAGAUCUCCUGAGUAAACUGGGGGCAAGGUGGGCAAAAGAGGGUAGGGGGUGGGGAUGAGAUAACAAGGGAAUGGGAUGGUCAAGCUGGAACAGAGAUGGAGUAGGAGAGCAGUGAAAGAUAUCUUGAUAGAGGGAGACAUCAUGGGGAUAUGGAGAAACCUGGUACUAGGGAAGUUUCUAGGAAUCCACAAGGAUGACCCCAGGUUAGACUACUAGCAAUAGUGGAAAGAGUUGCUGAGCUGGCCUACCCUGGUAAUCAGACUGGUGAUUACCCUAACUGUCCUCAUAGAGCCUUCAUCAAGUAACUGAUGGAAGCAGAUGCAGAUGUCCACAGCCAAGUACCAAUCUGAGCUCCAGGAGUCUAGUCAAAGAGAGGGAAGAGGGAUUCUAUGAGCAAAGGGCAUCAAGAUUAUGAUUGGGAAGCCUACAGAGACAAGGGAACCAAGCUAGUGGGAACUCAUGAACUUUAGACCAACAGCUGUGGUACUUGCAUGGAACUAGACUAGGCCCUCUGCAUAAAUGAGACAGUUGUGUAGCUUGGUCCAUUUCAGGGUACCCUGGCAGUGAGCUCAAACUCAAUCCCUAGUGCAUGAGCUGGCCUUGGAGCCCAUUAGCUGUGGUUGGACACCUUGCACAGCCUUGAUGGGGGAGGUGGGAUUUGUACUUUCCUCAACUGAAUGUACCAGGGUUUGCUGACUCCCUAUUGGAGGCCCUACCUUUUCAGAAAAGGGGAUGGGGUAGAUUGGGGGGAGCUGGGGAGGGAAGUAAGAGGAGGGAUUAGAGGAUAUCUGUGGUUGAUAUGUAAAAUGAGUAGAAAAUUUCUUAAUGAAAAAAAUUUUUUGUUUAAAGAUGCAGUUUAGGAAAAGCCAAAAUUAACCUUUUAAAACACAAUUUUAGCCAGGUGGUGGUUGCACACACCUUUAAUCCCAGCACUUGGGAGGCAGAAGCAGGCGGAUCUCUGUGAGUUCGAGGCCAGCCUGGGCUACAGAGUGAGUUCCAGGAAAGGCACCAAAGCUACACAGAAAAACCCUUUCUCGAGAAAAAAAAAUUAAAUGAAAUUUAAGUGGUAAUCAUAUUCACUAACAAAGCAUAUACCAUCACUCACUGUCAGGGAAAUGAAAGCCAGAAUCUGACCCUAAUCACACUCAAGUAAGAAGGUCAACUCUUAAAAAAGCAAAAGUUAGCAAAAUUUGGGGAACCUAGAGAGAAAAGGAAACUUACUUGAGAAAAUGAAUAUAUCACAAAAUAUAUAUUACAGAAAAUACAGGAUCUGAAACCAUAAGUUUGCUUCUCUUACUUGAAGUUAUAAACAGUCUCAGAAAAAUUGUAGAAAUUCGGAACUACUCAAUACAAAACUAGUAUUCAUGGUCUUUAUGCAGCAUUUCCAAUACCUAUGGUUAUUGAAAACAUUUCUGUUCCAUCUGCUAUCAUUGAGGUUGUUAUUUCUGGUGAAGAUUGAAUUAUUCCUGACAAUGUCCUUUUUAUUACAUACAUGGACAGGUACAGGCACACAUGCAAUAAUCUUGAGUGCUGAAGUUGACUUCUGUAAAGAAGGCCAGUCACACCAUUGAUUGAGAAAUAGUGGUCAUUAAGCACAUUACCCUUUCUUUUGGUACUUGUCCAAACCCUAGCAGUCAUUCUCUCAGGCCAUGGCAAAAAGCUCCCAUAAAUGCCAGGCCAAAGUAUGGCAUGCUUGACUCCAAAACUCUUCAUGACCUCAGGGCUUGCAUUGGUAAUUAUUUCUCCUGUCUUUGUGCCUUUUGCAGACUGUGCUUCUUUGACUGAACACAGAAUGCUGACAUGAGUCCUUUAGUCCACUACAGCUGUGUGCUUCUUAUGCCCAUUAUGACACCAAAGACUUGGUAGGAGAAAAGAGGCAGCUUUUUUCCCAGGAUGUGGGUUGGAGAUGGCAUGUUAGGGCUCCAUUAAUAUACAGUUAAAUGUUACCUGUGCAUUCUAUGGAGGGCAGAUGUUUGGAACUGAGAAUAUAUGUAUAAACCUUUCACCAGUUGCAAAUUAUUCAAAACAAUGAUGAGAUUUUAAUUGUGGUCUUUACCCACAGUUUUCAGGAGGCCCUUGAUUCUUUCUGAUGCUGGGAGCAGGCAGAAUCCCCUCGUGGGGGCAGAAAUCCCUUAGGUCUGGUGCAGGAAGGACAACAGCAAUACACAGGAGUUUCAAAGCCCCCUCUGCUUGGAGUUACUGCUUUAUACAUGAAUUCUAUAGUGUCCAACGUGCUUUCCUUGGCUUGAGUCAAUAUUUCACCACAUGUUCUAUCGCCUUUACUAUAACUGAGAACAACUGGGACUCUCAACAGCCAACUAAGUACCAGGAAGGAGUUUCAGGCAUCUUACCUCUCCCUACAUAACUAUUGGCUUUGGAUAUGUUGUGGCCAAUUGACACUCAUUGUCUUCACAGCACACUCUGAUGUAUAGCCUUUUCCUCUGAAUUGAUACACUCCUUCAGGAGGAGGGGGCUAACUGGAAUAAAAAAAUAGACAAAGUCACCUUGUUUGAGAAAUAUGAAACUGGCAAGGAUCACAAGGGCCUCUCUCCAGUUAUCCAGUGCUAUGGAAGCAGAAGACAUCUGUUGGGGGAGGAUAUCCUCAGCUGUCUAGCUACCUUGAGAAGAUUAUUAGACAGGGAGUGCUGCCUGAAAGUCACACAAGAGCUUCAGGAUUGUAGUUUUCACUAGACUAUACUCAUAUCUUGGUGGGCCAUUUAGUGAUGCAGUUAUUUUUGCUCUGCAUUCUGUUUCUGUUGGCUAACAUCAUGUUUGAAGUUUAAACUUACUAUGCUUGAGAAACCAAAAAGCAAGUGUGCCUCCAGCAUAUAAGCUCCUAGCUUGUUCAAGCUGUACUGUGAGCCCACUCCCCUUUUCCUCAGACAUUGAAGAUUAUUUUGAAGAACUGUCUGCUCUUGUAAAAAAUGAAUGAAUAAAUAAAUAAAUAAAUAAAUAAAUAAAUAGACCACCUCUGCUUUUCUUACAAGAUAAGGAUCACUAGGCUAACUGUUGUUUCUGCUUUUGUAUUCAAGCUUGCUUACUCUGUUCAAAAAGAAUUGCCAAACAAAAUGUAACCUUAUGAGUUUUGUCUGGAAUGACAUGACUCCAGGCUACAUCUUGGGAGCUCUUUCAGAUGUAGUCCUGGAACCAGGUGUUGACACCAAUACCAAAAUAAAAACCUCCUCUAUUAUAAUUUUUUAUUGUCAAAUUAAUAAAACACUGAUCAACUCCAGACCCAUAACCUGUAAGGAAGCCCUUCUCUAGACUCCUUUUAGUCACUCCAAAAAUGCUGUUUGGUUUUCCAAGCUGUCUGGACUUCACUGGAAAAAUUCAUUUGUUCUGUUGUAGGUUUCCUCUCUGUGUGUGUUGAGCGUCCUCAGGAAAAUUCUCUCACAAAAUAUGCUCCUGAUGACCACCUCCACGCUUAUUGUCACUGGUUUCGCUCUAUGUCACGUAGUAAGAUAAAAAGACAUGAACCUGAGAAAGCACCUCAUACAGAGGAGAGAUAUUUGAUACAUGUUUUUAUUUACAGCCAUCCUCAUUCUGUAUGUAACACAUACUUAAGUUUGUUCUGCCGUUUCCUCUCUAGAGUAAUUAGAAAUUUGCUCAUGUUUCUUCAGAAACAGUGUUUUGAAAUUUAGUUCAAACAGACUCACAUGGACUCACCACAGCAUUCUACUAAUCCUGAAGAGAAGAACAAACAUCACCCCUACUAAAAUUAUUCCAUAAAAUGAAAAAGUGCUCUCUAUAUACUCUGAUACCAAAACCAAAAGAGUGGAAAUUAAAGAUAAGUACCUUUGAUGAACACAGAGCAAAAUUUUUCAAUAAAAUACUUGCAAUUGAAUUUAAAGGCAGUUAAAAAACCAAUUCAAUACUACCAUGCUGGCUUCAUUCCAGAGAUGCAGAGAUGGUUUAGCAUGUGCAAAUGUAAUGUAUUAGGUCAAUGGACUCAAUUUGGAAACCACAGAUUAUAUCAACAGAUGCAAGAAAAACCUUUGUUAUUUUUCAGAAUUCCAUGAUUAAAAUUCCUGAGAAACUAGUGGUGGAGGGGACAUAUUUCCAAAUAAUGAAGGCUGUAUAUGACAGACCCACAUCCAACAUCAUCUUAAAUGGAGAAAAACUUGAAACAUUUCCACUAAGAUCAGGGAAAAGACAAGGAUGUCCUCACUCCUAGUCAAUAUAGAUUUGAAGCUUAAAUAGAGUAUUUUUUUUUUUUUUUGGUUUUUCGAGACAGGGUUUCUCUGUGUAGCUUUGCGCCUUUCCUGGGACUCACUUGGUAGCCCAGGCUGGCCUCGAACUCACAGAGAUCCGCCUGGCUCUGCCUCCCGAGUGCUGGGAUUAAAGGCGUGCGCCACCACCGCCCGGCUAAAUAGAGUAUUUAAGACAGAGAAUAAGAGGAUCCAUAUGGAAAUAAACUGGAGGUGGGUGGGGAUAGGAAUAUGAGGGACCAGGUUGGGGGAUGGAUAGAGGGAGAGAGUAAUGAAAGAAAUGCCUUGAUGAGGGGGCAUUUCACGGUCAGGUAUAACAAUGGUGCAAGGGAAACUCCCAUGAAUCUAUAGGGAUGACCCCAGCUAAGACUCCCAGCAAUAGUGGAUAAGCAGCCUGAACUGGCCAUAUUGGUGACUAUCCUAACUGUCAUCAGAGUGUAGUUGAAGUUUUCCUGUGUUCCUCCUGGGCUGUGGUCAGGACAAAUCUAUCUCACCUGCCAGUCCUGCAGCGGCUUGGAACCAAGUAAACACAGAGAGGCUUAUAUUAAUUAAAACUAUAUGGCCUAAUGGCUCAGGCUUCUUGCUAGCUAGAUCUUACACUUAAAUUAACUCAUUUCUAUAAAUCUAUACCUUGCCAUGUAGCUCAUGGCUUACCAAUAUCUUUACAUCUUGCUUCUCAUGGUGGCAGCAGCUGGUAGCAUCUCCUGACUCAGCCUUCCACUUCCAAGAAUUCUCCUCUCUGCUUAUCCUGCCUAUACUAUAUUUCCUGCCUUGCUACCAGCCAAUCAGCAUUUUAUUUAUCAACCAAAUCAGACCAACACAUUCAUAGAAUACAGAAAGACAUCCCCAGCACGUCCCCUUUUCUUUUUUUUUUCAAGUAUAUAUUCAAUAUUGAUCAUACUCACCCUUUACUGCCCCAUCUAACACUAUCAAGCACAGCUCUGAGUGACAAAUCCUUCUUGACUUUGUAACUACCCUUUAUAAAUUCUUCUUGAAUUGGUUGCCCAGUCAUUGCUAUUCAAGUGUGUAGUCAUCCACAUGGGCAGGGGGAGACCUACCAGUGACUACAUUUCUAAAGAAAAAGAGACCUUAAUAAUAGUAUUAUUCUGAUAAAUGAACAUGCUGUUAAAUUGAGUCCCAAUGAUUUAUCAUUACAUCAUUAGUUCAUCUCUUAACCCUCAUCAGAGAAGCUUCUGUGUGUAGUAGAUGAUGAUUAAUACAGAGAUCCACAACUGUUCAAGGAUCAGAAAAUAAGACACUGGUGGAAUACUCAUCCCCAAAAAGGACAUCUAUAUAAAAUCUCUCCAUCCAAGGAUAAGGAUUUAGGGAAGAGGGUCCUGAAGAUUGUAAGACCUAGAGACGGUAGGUGAUUAGAAUGAAACAGUGUUUUCUGUGAACAGGAAGGUUGUUGUACAUGUGGAUCCACAGCUGUUGACACUGUUCAUGAGACAUAAGCAAGAUCAAGCAAGACAAAAGUAUUAACAUGGUCAGGAAAUUGUCACACAGUCCCACUCUUGGCUAAGGAACUCUUGGCAGUUGAUGGCUACUGGGAAAGGAAACAUCAAUUUCUUUAAGGGUGUGACAUAGUUGCCUGGAUCAUAGUCCAGUAAGACCACACUGAUAACAAUAGUAAUAGCAACUGCCAGUUGUUUCUGCAAACCUGAGAGUUUACAUGUCUCCAUAGAAACAACUUCCCAUUGUAUAAAAGCAGUUUCCCUCCAUGACUGAGCAUUACCAGGUAUAAUUUAUGGGUAAACAUGCGAAGUUAAAAAAUGAAUUUGAAAGGCCAAUCACCACCAUUUGACUAAACAACAUUGUUACUCUCCCCACUGAAGGCAAAAGUUUGGACAUACAUAAGUCUUUUCCCUGAUUUGCAGUAAAAUAUAGGGCUUCCAUUCUGUGUGUUGGCCUCAAAGCCAACCAAAUGCAUACAUAUUUAUUAUGACAGUAUUGCAUUAGUAGGUACAUCUGUUCUGGCUUGCUGGCUGUGUAGCACCCAUGGUCCACAGCCCAUGAGAAAUUUUUCAUUAACAUUUCCCCACCACUAACUGAAUAGUGUGUCAUGGCAAAACCACAGCUAGCCAGGAACAGGAGAAUGUCUACCUCCAUUUAUUGUUUGAUUUCUUAGUGUCCUGCAAACAAACCAUCUGAUUCUAGUAUACAUCCAAUAACAGUGCCCUCAUCCUGAAUGAUGUGGGCACAGAGGAUGGAUACUUGACAGUACCCUUUUCUAUACAGUAAUGUAAUUUCAUUCAUACACUUAAAUUUCAAUUUCUACUCUUCUUCCUUGGGCUUUUCUAAAUCAGUAAGAUACUCAAGAGUAAUCUUUCUACAGCAGGGCAAAUCUCUUAAGGAAUUUGCUCUCAACUUCAGGCAAAUAACAGAAGGUUUUGGCAUUUAGCAGUUUGAAGAGUGCUAGAAUAAAUCAUUAAAAGAUUCAGUAAAAUAUAAAGGAUCCCCAUUGGUUUUUAUCUGCUUGUCAGAAGAGCAAUGUUAGGUAUGGCAGCAUGACUGAGGAAUCUAUAUUCCUCAGCCCUUCAUAAUAUGAUAAUAUUUACUGUAAGCCAUUCAGCAGCCUUUUGUACAAGCUCUCCUGUAGCUUCAGUAUCAUUUUGCAUUUCCCAAUCAGGUCUUGUCAGUGCUAACUUGCAUUGCUAAGCACACAUCAGGCCUAAAAGGGAACACCAUUAUAUGGAAGCAUGCUGUACACUCUACCAGGGUCACCUAUUCAAUUCUGAUAGCAUGUGGUUUGGCAUCAUGACCUUAGUAUUUCAAUGCUUACAUGUGGUAGGAAUCCCAGACUUGGCCAAUGAACUUUAUCCCAAUUACACCUCCCUGCAGUGUAUAUAUGUACACAGAAUAUGGUGUAUAAACAACUGCCAAAACAGAGGAUAAGACUAAUUUAUCCCUCUGCCAUGUUUAAUUUUUCCACAUGCCCUUUUUAAGUACAUCAUAAUUUCUGUGAAACAUUGUUCAGAUUGUUUUACUAAUUUUUAUCAUUCUUUAAGAAUUUUGUCCAAUGUACUUUCAUCAUAUUCACUUCCUCCCCACACUCUUCCCAGGCCUUUCCCCUUCCAUCUGUAGCCAGAUUUGUGUCUUAUUUAAUAAAAUAAAUACCUAUCAAGCACAGCUGGUGUUUUCUAUUAGUUCUUCAAUGUGUAGCCUUCCAUUAAAAAGUGGUCGACUCUACAGGUUAAAUAACCCUUCACUCUUUCUGUAAGCUCUUUUGUUAUAUAAUUGAUAUACAUGGGACUGGGAUACAAUUUUGCUCGGAUCUAGUCAGCUGGAAUGAUCCUUAAUCGGUUUUUCACUUCUUAUCACCCUUACUUGCCUUUAAAAGUUAUGAAACUAAUUAAAAUGACAAUAUAUAUUACUAAAAUAUGCUAGACCAUCACAUAAAAUUCUUACUGCAUGAUGACAUUUAGCAAAGCCACUACAACCCCUCACUGUCCUGAUGUUUUUGUUUAAUUGACAACAAUUUAAACUCUCCUAUCACACCUGGAUGAGAUGAGCAUCAUGAACCACCUCUUACAUGCUUGAUUCUUUCCUACUGCCCCUCAUUGCUCUAUUAUCCUUAGAUUGGUGUUUUUCAUGGGUACAGUAAAUGACCAUGAUCAAGUGUCCCUGUUAGCUUAUAUGAUCCAGUCCAUCAGGACAUUAUUUUUUCACAAUCUGUUUUAGGUUGCAUAGUCUUUUUCUCAAGGAUGCAUGAGCACCUAUGUUUCUUAAUUCUUUGUUUCUAUGACACUGACACUACAACUCAUUACACGUGUCCCCAAGUCCUUCAGCCUCACAAACAGGACUGGGAGUGGUGCUUUCUUUUCUUGUUUAAAAUAUUUCCUAAUAAAAACAGUGAAUAGAGGAUCUCUUGAUUAUCAUACUUUCUGAUAAUAUACACUGUUUUAUGGUAGAUUCUAACAUUGUUCUAAAGCUCGUACCUGAGAGAUAUACCUCAUCACAUUUACUUUAUUUGUCUCCUUUUGUGGAUUCACAAUCUAUUAACAUAAGGAAAAGGAUGCUGAUAGAUAUCUACUUGGUCCUCUUUUCCAGAGCAGCUGCAAAUCAAGGCUACUGUGAAAGUCAUAACACAUGUCUCUUUCUCCUUACAGCCCUCCUGUGUGAGUGUGUUCUUUCUGGGCAUUAUAGAACUGGGAAAUAAUUUUAUCCAGUUCUAGAUAGGUGAACCCAUGAAAUUAGUGUGACUACUGACAGAAGCCAAGUUUUGUGGUUAUUGUUUGAUAUUGCUGCUGUCAUUUGCAGGGCAUUCCUCUAGAACAUUCUCUUCCUUGUAUAGAUACUUUUACUUCCUUCCAAAUAGCAAAAACAUUAAAGUUAUUUUUCCAUAAAAUGUCAACUGAAGCUUGCCUUUUAUUUAUUAUAAGUGCAAGCUUGUAGAUGUAACCAACCUUCUUAUUAAAUAAGAAACCCAGAACCAAUGCAAAGAAGAAAGCUAAGAGGUCAGAGCUAAGAGCUAAAAUCCUUAUCCUUCUUCCUGCGGUGGUCCUACCUCUCCGAACCAGAGCUACUUCCUGUGUUAAAGUCUUUAUAUAGAGUUCCUGUUCUGCCUUCUCAUUGGUUGUAAACCCAACCACAUGACCACCUCAUCACGGCCUGUCUGUACAGGCCUCCAGGUUUUCCAUGAUUGGUAUUGAGAUUAAAGGCAUGUGUAUCCAAAAUAGCUGUAUCCCUGAACACACAGAGACUUACCUAGCUCUGACUACCAAGUGGUGGGAUUACAAGUAUACGCCACCACUGCCCUGCUUUCCUAUGGCUUGCUAAUAGCUCUGAUCCCGGGCAACUUUAUUUAUUAACAUACAAAUAACAUUUAAUACAAAUAAAAUAUCACCAUACAAGCUCCAAGAAUUAAUUUGAUCAUUUAUAGUUAGCUUUGAGAAAUUCCGUUGUGAAUUGAUAACAUCCUAUGCUUUUUAUUGUAUCUCUUUGAAAUACUAAGAUAAAAGUCUUAUAAUUGAAAUUCUCUUUUAUAUUGCUAUGUGAAGAUGUUACACACUGAAAUGAGGAAUGGAAACUCCAUUUGAUUGUUCAUGGAAUCAAGAAAUAUAAUGUCACAUGCAUAGCUCAAUGACAGGCCUCAUACAGACCUCCAGAAUCUCAUGAUGCUUACCUCCCUGUUUACCUUCAGGGAACACAAAAGGGGACAGUUUAAAUGAGCUCUAUAAUUUUCCUUCAAGAAGUGGCAGCAAGAAUGUUUUUCUGUUUUGAAUACUGUGAACAGGGGAAACAUUGCUCAGAAAUGUUUGUGCUUCCACAGCUGUGUGUGCUUAUUACUACAGCAGGUGAAAAGUUAUGAGGGGAGGGAAUAUGACAUAAUCAAGACAGAUGUCUCAGGCACUGACUGCCUCCCUGCAGCCAGUCUGCUGGUAAUAAAGAUUGUGGCAUUGAUAUCAGCAUCUUACCAAAAACAGUAUCACAGGUAUUGUCUCCAAUUGCAGUAUUUUCAGCAGGGUCUAUAGAUCAAAAGCCAUCUCAAGAUUAAAUGUGAGUGACCACAAAGAAAGAAAAGUGAGUUUGUACCUGAUACUAGGACAAUAUUUCAUUAAUGGAGAAAAUCCAGAGAAAAAUUCUCCAACAGCAAAUAACUAAAUCCCUAAUUACUGAUGGCACUGAAUCUCCUCCAGAGAUUCAUAUUGCAGUGGUAUAAUCAGAGUCAUAAUGAUAACUGUUUUUCAAAGUGCUAAAGUAUGUUUUAAAACCUACCUGCUAGCUCCUCUGCCACAACAGGCAUCCUCCUCUGCAUGGUCAGCUUUUCAUCAUCUGGUCCCACAGUGUCACUAUGCCAUCCUGGGGUGGAGAGUAAAACAAUGAAUCAUCCUAAGCAGAAACUAUAUCUAGUGGUCGUGUGCUGGGUUCUCUUUAUCUUGGAAACAUGUAUUGUAUCAGCCAUCAAAGGACUUUAGUCUGAACUAAGGAUGAGGCAGAUUCCCUAAUAAAGUCAGCCAAGUCACCUACAAUUUGAAAUUAGCAUUUGAAUAAUAUACUCUCAAUGUCACCAGUCAUAUAUGUAUCAUUUCCUUAGUUGCUUAAAAGUUUUCUCCUUUUUUUGUCACAAAAAUACCUACCUAACAUGGUAAUUCAAUCACAGGAUGCUCAGAAUUCAGGUGCAGAUUGGAGUCUCUAUAUGCUGCAACACACAGCUGUGAAUCUAAACUUUGUAUAGAUAUUUACAUCUGUUUGAAAUAUAUAAUAAGAUUAUUUCAUUUUUUAUAAUAGCAAGAUACUUCAUGGCCAAAGAGGGCAGUAUGUACACAUACUUCCCAUGGUAGAGGUAUUUACCAGCAUUCCAUUAUUACUAAUAAAAUUAUCUGAUCAGGAAUCAAAUUAGCACUUCAAUGUGUCAUCCCAACUUUUAUAAAGCUAUGCACAGAUUGCAAAUUUAAUUUAGGGUUAUAUCUUCUUUAUGGUAAUUAAGCCAUAUCAUUUCACUUGUGUUAUCAUUACACUGUUGCUAUAUUUUCUCCCCCAGCAUCCUAUAAUGCACAAUGAAGGGCAUAAAACAGGUAGAAUAUUUCCUGGGCAGUUGAGGUUAAUUUGUGUAUUGCAUCUUAAAUACACUUAAAAAUAGGCUGUUAACUAAUUACUAAAUGCAGUUAAGAAUGAUGACAAUGGACUGGGGUCUUUGGCUACCUAUUGGUCCUCCUUGGCCAAUAACUCAAAAUGAGGUAGUUCAUGCUAGCAAUGAAAUUUUCAUUCAGUAACCCAUGUCUUCUGGGCCAGAAUUGUUCACCUACACAGGGAAACUUUGUUAAAAAUGCUCUUUGUUUCUAUUUGAUUAUUAAUAAAAAAAUGGUAAAGGAUAGUUUCCUUUGAAAUAUCAAUGGUAAACCACUUUCAGUUGUGAAAUCAAAGAAAAAUAAAUCAACUUGAAAGGUGACAUUGAAUGCAAAAAUACACAAGCAUAAAUUUGUAGCAUCCAGUUCAAUUUAAUGUGCUCUCUGAGAAUAUCAACAAGUAUUUUCAAUGACUUUUCAUCUAUAUUUAAUAAUGACACCAACUGAAAUGAGGAAGUAAAAAUGAGAUUUCUGUACAGAACACUUCAAUCAGGAAAUACCAUGUACACAUAUAACUCAAUGUUAGACCUCAGACAGACCACAUUAUCUUCUCAUCUCUAAAGAUGAGAUCCUGUGACCUCUGAAACAGAUCAGAUAACAACCUCUCUGAACUCUGCAGUAUUUCAUUAAGAGCUCAAUUCAGGAACUUAUAAUUCUUCUUUGCUAAUGGUCACCAAGGGAGAAAAGUUCAGAGCAAAGUUCUUGUCUGUUCAAGCCUGCAUGCCCAUUGCUACUGCAGGUGAAAUAAUAAUUGCAGGUCUGAGGGGAGGUGAGGUCAUAGAAUCACAGACCCAUAUUUAGGCACUGACUGGCUCCCUACACUCGACUUCCUGAUCUUUGUGGCCAUGGAGCUGUGAUCAGCAUGCUGGUAAGAGCAAAUGUACUGACAGUGUAACAGACUGCAACCUGAGGGCAGAGAUAAAGAGAAAUUGUGGGAAUCUUGGUAAGUGAACAUAGAAGACAAUAGAACAGGGGGCUGAACCAGGAUGAAAGACAAAGUCACAAAAGAUACAGAGAAUCCUCAGGGAUGGAAUCAGGAAGAAAGGAACACUGGGUUCCUAGAAGCACUGAGUUAUACAUUGAACCUAACAUGUUUCUCAUUGUCAGUGCCUGAUGUGCUGUUUCCCACUAGAAAAGAAGGCUGGCCCUAAAGGGGCCAUAAAAUGUCACUCUGAAGACAACUUUAUUCUUUAUGAGGAGAUUUCCCUAGGGCACCCGAUAAAUGGGAGUUUCUGUAGUCAAUGACAAUGCAUAGCUUUGAGGAAAUUUGUAAGUCUGUGUGUUUUAAUGUUGUCUGUGCACUUAUGCACAGUGAAAAUAUGGAGCAUAAGGGGCAUGGUAAUGAACGCUGAAUGGAGAAAGUAUUUACAGGCUCUCUCAAUGAUUCCAACACUGUGCACUUGGAUGUGUACAGACUUUUCUAUGAAAUAUUUUGAAAUAUGUCCUAUAAAUCAGAUUAGAAGUAAAUUCUCAUGGCAAUAAAUUGAAAAUAACAGCAACCUGCAAUCUCCUUUUAUAUGAAUAAUAAAGUUUCAGCCAUUCUAGGAAUACACCAAGUAUUACUUCAUGCUUUUAAUAAGGAGUGAGAUCCUUCCUUCAAACAAUAUAAUCCUACCUUCAAUUGGAUGAAAAUGAAGGACUCUUUAACACAAAGCAUUUUUUCUGCCCCAGAGUGAGAGUAUAAUUAAUGGAAACAGCAUUCAUAUCCAUUUGAAAAUGCCUAUGUUGACUAAACCUCAAGUAUCAUACUUCCAUAGAAAUGGCAAGGGAUACUGAAAUGAAAGCAGUUAUAUAUUUAUUUCUUUCUGUCCUCAAAUAUUAGGACUUAAUCUUGUUUUAACAAGUAUGAAAACAUUCUGAUCAAUUUUGGUACUAAAUUAUCCUGGCAUAGAAUAUUGUAAAAUGGGAAGUCUGACCAAAUAAAGGGGAUUUUUGAGAUCCCAUGGCCUCUCCUAAAUUUAUCAUUGUACAUAAAAUAUUUUACAUAUUAAUGUCUGUUAACAUUUUAAUAAUUCCAACUAUGUCAAUUUUUGAAAUUAUCACUUCUCAUAUUGACAUGUUACAUAUAUAGCCUAUAAUUUACUAACUUCAACUCUAUUAUAAGUAUUCAAAAAUUUACUUCAUUCUGGUUUCAAUAUAGAUAUCAUCUCUGAACUUUGGUUAAUAUUUUGGCCAUCUUAAUCAGUUAUGCAUGGAUUGAUAUUUAUUUCCCCAAAGUGAACACAGCACAGGUCAUUAUUGAUCAGUUGUCACAACGGGGUUAUUACUAUGUUUCUAACAUGAGCCACAGGAGGCUUCCGGUGCUCAAGCUGUCACUGAGGCAUCAUUGCCUCUUUCCGCAUUUCCUGAGUGUGAACCCAAAAAUAACUGAAUGCUUUGUGCCCCUAUUCAAUCCUUUCCAUGUGUGUAAUUUAUGCCAUGACAGUGGCUGCCCUAUAGGUUGAAUAUUUCUUGUGGACUCAUUCUGGAUAGAGAAUGUCUUGUUUCCUGUAUGUGUAGCCCCAGCCUCAUCUUCCCAUGCAGGAUCCUCAGACUGAGAGUAGGAACUGACGCCAUGGCAGCCUGUGAGCUAGCUGUAGGAGUGAUCUUCUUGUGUCUGACUGUGAUUGGAGUUCUGGGGAAUUUCUCUCUUCUCUACCAUUAUCUGUUUCUUUACCGAAUAGGGUACAAGUUAAGGUCCACUGACUGGAUUUUAAUGCACUUGAUGGUAGCCAACAUCUUCAAUCUAUUGUGUAAAGGAAUGCCCCAGACAAUGUCAGCUUUUGGUUCAAAGGACUUCCUCAAUGAUAUUGGAUGCAAAUUGGUUUUCUCCUUUCACAGAGUGGGCAGGGGUGUGGGUGUUGGCAGCACCUCCUUCCUCAGUGUCUUUCAGGCCAUUGGGAUUGGCCUCAGGGAUUCCAGGUUUUCAGACCUUAAAGUCAAAACGCACAAGUGCAUUUGUUACUCUGUGUACCUGAGCUGGCUACUUCAUUUCCUUAUAAGCAGUGUCAAUCUUGUGCACAUGAGGGCAAAACAUGGCAACGAAAGCACAACAAACCUCAAAUCUUUCCUAUACUGUUAUUGGGUCCGUCAUGACAAAACCAGAGACAUAUUAUAUGCAAUAUUGCUGUCAGCUCCUGACAUUCUUUUUCUGGGGCUCAUGCUAUGGGCCAGCAGCUAUAUAGUUCUCACACUGUAUAGGCACAAGCAGAUGAUGAAGCAACUGCCCAGGAAUACUGCAUCUUCAAGAUCUUCCCAUGAGUCCAGAGCCACCAAAACCAUCCUUCUCCUGGUUAGUACCUUCGUUUCUUUUUAUACACUUUCCUCCCUCUGUCAACUCUUUGGUACUCUAGUAUACAAGCCCAGCUGGUCUCUGGUAAAUGUCACUGCAAUGGCCUCCCUGUUUUUCCCGACUGUUUGUCCCUUUCUGCUCUUGAGCCGUGAUUCUCGGAUGUCCAGAUUCUGUUUGCCCUUAAAAAGCAAUAAACAUUUCCCCAAUGUCUCUGACCAACAGCUGAAGUGAAAGUUUGUUCACAGUUCUUAGUUGUUACUGAGUCAUUCUGAAAGAAUUGUGAGCAUAAUUACAGUCACACCAAGUCAGUGUGCAGAUUUUUGCAGAAAAGCUAGUAAAUUACUGUGCAUGGAGGUGUGCUUGCAAACACACAUGCUCACACACAUGUGUAAUUGAGUGUAUCAUUUUGUGUGCAAGCAUGGGAACCUGCAUUUUCUUUAUCAUUAUGAAUCAAGGUAUUUAUCUGGAUGAUCAUGUAAUAUAUAUAAAAUACAAAGGAUCAUGAAAAUGUGAACUUUAGGUAUCAACUUAAGGUAAUUGUUAAAAAGUUCAUAAUAUCAUAUCACUUUUGUGAUGUGCUUUCUGCCUGUUUGGGUGAUUGACACGGAAAUAAAUGAAAGAGCAUUUAAACUGAGGCCGAUUUUUAUUUCUGAUAUUUUCCUGACUCUUGAAUUCUAUGCUACACUCCAUUGUUUUAGAACAGAAGGUGAACUUAUGCCCAUGAUUUACUCUCCCUCUUGUACUUAUGUUAUAUUGUGUAUUUUUCCUUCUCCCACACACUGCUUAAAUGCAGAUUUGUGCCUUUAACACCUUUCAAUUUGCAGGUCACUUCCUCACAGCACAAGGAUAUUUGUACACUGUAUACAACUCUGCAUGCAUUUUCAAAAUGGAUACUAAUGUAAUCAGGUUCAAACCUGAUGGGAGAUGCCCAUCUCAAAACUAUUCAAAAUGGGAGCACAGAGUGAACUCACUGCACAGAUCCCCAUAACCAAUUCUCAAUUCACAGGAAUGAAAUAUUUCUCUGUGUAGUGUUUAUAUUUGAUUUUUAUGAUUUUCUGUAAUUGUCUCUGUAUUCCUAUACAUUGAUAACAGAAUUCAAAUGUGUGAAAAUUAAGGAGUAAACACGGGUCUUUUUUUGCUCAGUGAACAGAAGAAGUCUCAGGAGUUAAGAAUGUGCGCUGCUUUCAUAAAGCCUAGAGUUGUGAUCCAAGCAUCUACAUUCUUUAACUCACUGUUACCUGUAACCCCAGGUUUAGUGGAUCUGAAAUCCUCUUCUGAUUUCCACAAGCACUGUACACAUGUGUUGAAAUUAGACACAACUGCACAUAAUUUAAAAAUAACCAAAAGUAAAUCUUAAAAACCCUUUGAUGUAUUUGUUGAUCCACAUGCUUUGUGGUUGGUACAUGGUCUCAGUAUCUCCUGGGCACCAUGUGCUAGAAACUUGAUUCCCAGUGUUGUGAUGUUGAGGUGUAAGAAACAUCCCACGUUUUAGCUACCUCUCGCUGCCUGUCUUUCCAGGUGUGCUCUUUUGAAUCACUUCCCCAACUACAGUGAUUUUAUGUGCUCUGAGGUUUCACUAUAGCUGGUCAGAUUCAUCUGCAUACUUGCUACUUUUUUUCAGGAAUAACCCAAGCUUCUGAAUUUCAUUCAAGAGACAAAUAAUGGUUAAAUAAAUGUUUCUUUUUAAAUAUGAAGUAUCAUGCAUGGAUGGACACUGACAUGUAGGUCUUCCAAGAUAUUCUUGUGGUAGUUGUAUGAACAAUUUCUGUGUAUAAAUAUAUGUGCACGCUUGUUAGUUCACAGGUAUUUCAGUUUCAGAAUGGACAUAAAGAAUUUUUACAUAUUAUUCUGUAAUUCUCAGGACAGUAUAUGCUCUUGUUUAAAAACACUGUGUCAUUCAUAAGUUUUGCUUGGUUAAAAAUACAUCAUUAUACUAGCUCUGCCUUGUUUUUCUUUCUAUUUCUUCUGAAACACCAAGACAGAAGGAAAAUAUUGUUUCCCUGGAUGAGUCCCCAAUUGGUUUUACAACAAUUUCUCAUCCCUGAAAUCACAUACACACAAGCAACACGAAAUGGAUUGAGUAGGUUUUAUUUAUAUGUUUAUGUGUAUAGAUGUGUGUGUGUGUGUGUGUUUAUAAAGAAAAUGAUGUCAUGAAUGCAAAUGGAACUAAAUCAAUGGGACAUGGAAGG